Messenger RNA from Mercurialis annua (annual mercury), 2976 nucleotides. Its product is annotated as E3 ubiquitin-protein ligase BRE1-like 2. Gene Ontology annotation, cellular component: nucleus; HULC complex. The record is from RefSeq and is a predicted model, not a curated record. The transcript has 19 exons. Lineage: Eukaryota; Viridiplantae; Streptophyta; Magnoliopsida; Malpighiales; Euphorbiaceae. Gene Ontology annotation, molecular function: metal ion binding; ubiquitin protein ligase activity. Bases 122 to 2767 code for a protein of 881 amino acids.
CAUUCCCAUCUCUGUCCUCUAGGGUUUAAUUGAUUUUUCAAUUUUGCCUUAUUUUACAAACCAAGCAGUCUCUGUGUAUCUAAUGACUAUGCUUUAUUAAAAACUCUUAAAAAAACUUGUGAUGGAAAACGCAGAAUCAGAUGAACCAGAGAAAAAGAGACCUCACUUGACUACUACAAUGGCUCGCAACUCUUCCACUUCUCCUCCCUCCAAUAAAACUGUUGAUACGGCAGUUUUGCAGUACCAGAAUCAAAAGCUAGUACAACAAUUAGAGAAACAGAAGCAAGAAUUGCAUGAUCUUCACUCCAAAACUCAGCAAUUAAACGACUAUCAAUCUUCUUAUGAUGAAACUCUCAUCGCAGUUAAUCAGCUAUGGAAUCAGUUAGUUGAUGAUUUAAUCCUCCUUGGAGUUCGCGCUGGCUCGGCCGGAGGAGGUGAAGAUUAUUUACAAAUGUUGAAUCAUUCAGAUUAUAAUGGUGGUUCAAUCCCAUCAUGCUCUGCAGAUGAGAUUUUUCUUUGUAGACUGCUAGGGGUAGAUUUUAUUCAAAGCAGCAGUGUAAGGAAUGGGAUUGUUGGUUCUGUUGAGGAAGCACUUUCUUCUCGGCACUCAUCUACAAUGAAGCUGAUGAAAGUUUUGGAUGAUACGAUUAGUGCUCAAAGAGUCAAAUCUGAGAGCAUAGCUCAGGCUUUACAUGGAAACUUAUCUACAGAAGAUUGGAUCAUUCAGUUGUCUAGGAUUGACGAUAUGAUGAAAGAGGAAGUUAAGUAUAUACGCGAGGUGAUGGAUAUUAUCCACUCAAAGCAUAAGGAGUAUGCUGAUGAGAUACAGACUUGUAUCAAUAGCCAUUCUAAGGAUCAAUCUGAGAUUAAGCACCUUGCAGUUGAGCUAGAAGAGACCAUGGCUGAACUUGAAGAAAGUAGAAGAAGGCUAAUCAAUCUAAAAAUGCAAAAGGAUGCAGCAGCUUGUUUACAUACUAUGGCUCCAAGUGCUGUAAAUGGAAACUUGUCACCUGAAAAGCCCACAGAGAAAUCUAAGGGUUUGCAGGAGUUGAAGGAUUCUAUUGAGGAAACAAAGAUAUUGGCAGCUGAUCGUCUCUCUGAGCUUCAAGAUGCACAAGAAGAAAAUCAGAUUUUAUCUAAAGAACUAGAAUAUCUUCAGAAUGAAUUGAAGGACGACAAAUUUGUACACUCAUCUCGUUUGUACAACAUGGUAAAUGAUCAACUUCAGCAUUGGAAUGCUGAAAUAGAACGAUACAAAACAAUGAUAGAACCUUUGCAGUCCGACAGGUCUCAUGUUGUUCGAAGGGAAAAGGAAGUCGGUGCAAAAGUUGAAUCAGCAGAUGCUGCAAGAAAUGCCAUUGACACUUCAGAAUCUAGAAUCGAGGAGCUUGAACUUCAGUUGCAGAAAUGUAUCAUUGAGAAAAAUGACCUUGAGAUUAAAAUGGAAGAAGCCAUGCAAGAUUCAGGGAGAAAGGAUAUUAAAGCAGAGUUCCAUGUAAUGGCUGCUGCUUUGUCCAAGGAAAUGGGCACGAUGGAAGCACAAUUGAAUCGAUGGAAGGAGAGUGCUCAUGAAGCACUUUCUCUGCGUAAAGAAUCCCAAUCACUAAGAGUCUUGUUAAGUGAAAAGGAAAAGGAACAAAAAUCUUUAGCUGGCAAAUGUGCAGAACAGACGUCAGAAAUCAAAUCUCUGGAAACUCUAAUUGAGAAGUUGCAGAAGGACAAACUGGAACUACAAAUAACCUUGGACAUGUAUGGACAUGAAAGUUAUGAUAGCAGAGACUUGGUGGAAAUAAGAGAAUCGGAACGUAGGGCUCAGGCGCAAGCUGAAGUCCUCAAGGGUGCUCUGGAUGAACAUAGUUUAGAGUUGAGGGUCAAAGCUGCUAAUGAGGCUGAGGCUGCUUGCCGGCAAAGGCUUUCUGCAACAGAAGCUGAGAUAGCUGAAUUAAGGGUCAAACUAGAUGCUUCUGAAAGAGAUGUUUGGGAGGUAGCAGAAGCUAUUAAAAGUAAAGAUAGGGAGGCUGAGGCAUAUAUCUCGGAAAUUGAGACCAUUGGUCAAGCAUAUGAAGAUAUGCGAACACAACAUCAGCAUCUGUUACAGCAAGUGACAAAGAGAGAUGACUACAACAUCAAGCUUGUUUCUGAGAGCGUGAAGACAAAGCAGGCACAGAGCUCUCUACUCUCUGAUAAGCAAGCCCUAGCAAAGCAACUUCAACAAGUUACCACAUCGGUAGAAUUUGUGAAAACGAAAAUUUCCCAGAGUGAGGAAAAGAUGAAAGUUUGUUUGACGGGUGCAAUUAGAUCAACUGAAGAAGACAGACAUGUUGCUGUGAUUCUUGAAACUGCACGAUGGGAAUUGACGGAUGCUGAAAAGGAGCUGAAGUGGCUUAAAUAUGCUGUUGGUUCUUCCGAUAAGGAAUAUGAGCAACUCCAGAAGAAAAUAGACGACAUUCGAACCGAGUUGCACAAUGAACGAAAUGAGAGGAAGAAACUGGACGAAGAGCUCAAAGAGUUGAAUGAUAAGAUUGAUGAGCUGACUUCUGAAAGUGGUGAAGCUGCAAUACUACGACUACAGGAUGAAAUAAAAGAGUGCAAAAGUAUGCUCAAGUGUAGUGUAUGUUCUGACCGGCCAAAGGAGGUUGUAAUAGUGAAAUGCUAUCAUCUAUUCUGCAAUCCAUGUAUUCAGAGAAAUCUAGAGAUUCGGCAUCGAAAAUGUCCUGGAUGUGGAACUGCAUUUGGUCAGAGUGAUGUUCGCUUUGUUAAGAUAUGACUUCUCUCUCUCUCGAUUGAACUUGGUACCUCUGGUAUAGUUAAUAACAUUAGCCUAACCAUGACGCAUUAGAGCCUUAAUUAUCUUCAACUUAAAUGCUCUUUAGUGGAUUAGAAAUUAGGGUAUUGUUAUGUAAUUAUUUGACAGGUCAUGUAUUUGUAAAUAUCGGAAGUGGAAACGAAUGCAAGGAACAUCAUUUAUCUUCUUCA